GUCCUCUGCUGUGUUCCAGGAGGUGAGCGCCAGGCCCGCUGAGCCUCCGCAGAGCCGCCAGCCAUGCCCGGGAUUGUGGUAUUCCGGAGGCGCUGGUCUGUGGGCAGCGAUGACCUCGUCCUGCCAGCCAUCUUCCUCUUCCUGCUGCACACCACCUGGUUUGUGAUCCUGUCCGUGGUGCUCUUCGGCCUGGUCUACAAUCCCCACGAGGCCUGCUCUCUGAACCUGGUGGACCACGGCCGCGGCUACCUGGGCAUCCUGCUGAGCUGCAUGAUCGCCGAGAUGGCCAUCAUCUGGCUGAGCAUGCGCGGGGGCAUCCUCUACACGGAGCCCCGCGAAUCCAUGCAGUACGUGCUCUACGUGCGCCUGGCGAUUCUGGUCAUCGAGUUCAUCUACGCCAUUGUGGGCAUCGUCUGGCUCACCCAGUACUACACCUCCUGCAAUGACCUGACGGCCAAGAACGUCACCCUGGGGAUGGUCGUCUGCAACUGGGUGGUCAUCCUUAGCGUCUGCAUCACCGUCCUCUGCGUUUUCGACCCCACGGGCCGCACCUUCGUCAAACUGAGGGCCACCAAGAGAAGGCAGCGCAACCUGCGGACCUACAACCUGCGACACCGCUUAGAGGAGGGUCAGGCCACCAGCUGGUCGCGCCGGCUCAAAGUGUUUCUUUGCUGCACUCGGACAAAGGAUUCCCAGUCAGAUGCCUACUCGGAAAUCGCCUACCUCUUCGCCGAGUUCUUCCGGGACCUUGACAUUGUGCCAUCCGACAUCAUCGCGGGCCUGGUGCUGCUCCGGCAGCGGCAGCGGGCCAAGCGCAACGCCGUGCUGGACGAGGCCAAUAAUGACAUCUUGGCCUUCCUGUCCGGGAUGCCUGUGACCAGAAACACCAAGUACCUGGACCUGAAGAACUCGCAAGAGAUGCUCCGCUACAAGGAAGUCUGCUACUACAUGCUCUUCGCUCUGGCCGCCUACGGGUGGCCCAUGUACCUGAUGCGGAAGCCGGCCUGCGGCCUGUGCCAGCUGGCCCGGUCCUGCUCGUGCUGCCUGUGCCCCACACGGCCCCGGUUCGCGCCCGGAGUCACAAUCGAGGAGGACAACUGCUGCGGCUGCAACGCCAUCGCCAUCCGGCGCCACUUCCUGGACGAGAACAUGACGGCGGUCGACAUCGUCUACACCUCCUGCCACGACGCGGUGUAUGAAACCCCCUUCUAUGUGGCCGUGGACCAUGACAAGAAAAAGGUGGUGAUCAGCAUCCGGGGAACCCUGUCCCCCAAGGAUGCCCUGACGGACCUGACCGGCGACGCGGAGCGCCUCCCUGUGGAGGGACACCAUGGCACCUGGCUGGGACACAAGGGCAUGGUCCUCUCGGCUGAGUACAUCAAGAAGAAGCUGGAGCAAGAGAUGGUCCUGUCCCAGGCGUUCGGACGAGACCUGGGCCGAGGAACCAAACACUAUGGCCUGAUCGUGGUUGGCCACUCGCUGGGCGCAGGCACCGCUGCCAUCCUCUCCUUCCUCCUGCGCCCCCAGUACCCGACCCUCAAGUGCUUUGCCUACUCCCCACCGGGGGGCCUGCUGAGCGAGGAUGCCAUGGAGUACUCCAAGGAGUUCGUGACGGCCGUGGUGCUGGGCAAAGACCUGGUUCCCAGGAUCGGGCUCUCCCAGCUGGAAGGCUUCCGCAGACAGCUCCUGGAUGUCCUGCAACGGAGCACCAAGCCCAAAUGGCGGAUCAUCGUGGGGGCCACCAAGUGCAUCCCCAAGUCGGAGUUGCCUGAGGAGGUGGAGGUGACCACGCUGGCCAGCACGCGGCUCUGGACGCACCCCAGCGACCUGACCAUCGCCCUGUCGGCCAGCACCCCACUCUACCCGCCCGGCCGCAUCAUCCACGUGGUCCACAACCACCCAGCUGAGCAGUGCUGCUGCUGCGAGCAGGAGGAACCCACGUACUUUGCCAUCUGGGGCGACAACAAGGCCUUCAACGAGGUGAUCAUCUCGCCGGCCAUGCUGCACGAACACCUCCCCUACGUGGUCAUGGAGGGCCUCAACAAGGUGCUGGAGAACUACAACAAGGGGAAGACCGCCCUGCUCUCUGCCGCGAAGAUCAUGGUGAGCCCGACUGAGGUGGACCUGACCCCCGAGCUCAUCUUCCAGCACCAGCCACUGCCCACAGGGCCCCCUGUCCCUGCCGGUGUCGCCCUGGAGCUGCCCGCCGCCGACCACCGGAACAGCAGCGUCAGGAGCAAGUCCCAGUCUGAGAUGAGCCUGGAGGGCUUCUCGGAGGGGCGGCUGCUGUCCCCGGCGGCGGCGGCGGCGGCCCGGCAGGACCCCGUGGAGCUGCUGCUGCUGUCCACCCAGGAGCGGCUGGCGGCCGAGCUGCAGGCCCGCCGGGCGCCGCUGGCCACCAUGGAGAGCCUGUCGGACACGGAGUCGCUGUACAGCUUCGACUCGCGCCGCUCCUCGGGCUUCCGCAGCAUCCGGGGCUCGCCCAGCCUGCACGCCGUGCUGGAGCGCGAGGAGGGCCACCUCUUCUACAUCGACCCCGCCAUCCCCGAGGAGAACCCGUCGCUGAGCUCGCGCACCGAGCUGCUGGCGGCCGACAGCCUGUCCAAGCACUCGCAGGACACGCAGCCCCUGGAGGCGCCCCUGGGCAGCGGGGGUGCCACCCCCGAGCGGCCCCCCAGCGCCGUGGCCCGGGUGGAGGAGGAGGAAGAGGGGGGCGGGGGGGCGGCCCCCCGCGGGGAGCUGGCGCUGCACAAUGGCCGCCUGGGGGACUCGCCCAGCCCCCAGGUGCUGGAGUUCGCCGAGUUCAUCGACAGCCUCUUCAACCUGGACAGCAAGAGCAGCUCCUUCCAGGACCUCUACUGCAUGGUGGUGCCCGAGAGCCCCACCAGCGACUACGCCGAGGGCCCCAAGUCCCCCAGCCAGCAGGAGAUCCUGCUCCGCGCCCAGUUCGAGCCCAACCUGGUGCCCAAGCCCCCGAGGCUCUUUGCUGGCUCCACCGACCCCUCCUCAGGCAUCUCGCUCUCGCCCUCCUUCCCGCUCAGCUCCUCGGGCGAGCUCAUGGACCUGACGCCCACGGGCCUCAGCAGCCAGGAGUGCCUGGCGGUGGACAAGAUCCGGACUUCCACCCCCACCGGCCACGGGGCCAGCCCCGUCAAGCAGGAUGAGCUGGUCAUCUCGGCCCGCUAGCGCCCAGGGCGGCUGCCUGCUCGGCCAGGCAGCUCUGAGGAGAGGCCCCCUGGGGCCGGUUUAGCCUCCGCCCAGCCUGGGGCGCUGCUGUCAAGCUGGGGGUCCGCAUCCCUACCUCAGCUUAGGACCCCCAGAGCCCAGGGGCUGGGAUCUGGGCCCAGCAGACUGGGAAUGAUGGGGAGAGGUGUGGAGCAGGGGGACGCCUGGAGCAGCGUGCCGGGUAGGCCCCCUCAGCCUGACUGCCCCCGGGGGCAUCUUGGCAGCCCCUGCUCCAGGAUGGGCGUGGGCAUCCUGACCCCCAUCACUGCCCACUGGUUGCUCUCCCUGGACCGAGACAGAGAGCAGCCCCCUCUCCACGUUCUCAUCUGUAGUCCAGGUUGGUGUCUGCCCUGGUUAUCCCCCAGAUCUGGUGCCUGCUGGCCAGUCCCCUGGGUGAACCCCCAACCAUGGUGGCCCACAGUGCUGUGUAUGUUUACAGAGGCUACUGGGCUGGGCUCGGGAGGUGAUCUGGGCUUGCAAGCACCCCUGCAUCAGGUGUUCGUCAGUGCCCCCUCUGAGCAGGGAGGGGCCAGCCCCCAGGGGCCCCGGUCAGACAUGGGCCCAGAAGGGUGGGAUCAGGACCCCCCUUCUCUGCCGGCUGCCUGCAACGCAGGCACCCAUCCCUCCCGUGGGUCCUGGGCACCCAGAUCUGCCCCACCUGCUCUUUACCUCCUGGCUUGUCUGCUCCCUGGGAUCCUGCCCUCUCAGAGUGGAGGGCACAGGUGUGACCACCCCUGACUGCAGGAUCAGUCCCUGGGAGGAAGGAGAGCCCCCAAACCCUCUCCCUUGGAGGAUCCCACCUGGCCCCUUUCUGUCAUCUCCCCUCUGCACCUAGGCAGUCAGGCUCUGGGACCUGAAACCAAACACACCUUCAUCCCCCGGCUCCCGCUGGCCUGGGCCUUCUCCCCUCCUCCCCCCGGCACUGUCCUGGUGGCAGGAAGUGGGGCAAAGAGUGGGGUAUGGUGGGGCCUGGCUAGAAACCCCUGCCCAGUGCUGGGGAAGGGGCCAGGGGCUCUGGGGCUGUCCCGAUUCAGCCCGAGACGCCCGUAGCCUCUCUCCAGGGCUUCCUGCCCUGCUGGGUUGGGAAGCAGAGGGGAGGUCGUGCAUGCUAGCGUGGGGCGUGCGUGUGCAUGUGCAUGAGUGUGCGCCCGUCCUGAGGAAGGGGCUGCUGGGCAC
This is a messenger RNA of Talpa occidentalis (Iberian mole), 4401 nucleotides long. It is a transcript of the gene DAGLA, whose product is annotated as diacylglycerol lipase alpha. The record is from RefSeq and is a predicted model, not a curated record. Gene Ontology annotation, cellular component: dendrite membrane; postsynaptic membrane. Gene Ontology annotation, biological process: lipid metabolic process. The transcript has 19 exons. Bases 64 to 3186 code for a protein of 1040 amino acids. NCBI's taxonomy places the organism in Eukaryota, Metazoa, Chordata, Mammalia, Eulipotyphla, Talpidae.